UCUAACUUUUUCUCUUGCUUUCUCGUAUUGAGAAAUUGUAAAGACAUGGGUCAGGGAACACCAGGAGGUUUGAACAGGCAAGGUCUUCCGGGGGACCGGAAGCCGGACGGCGGUGACAAGAAGGAGAAGAAGUUUGAGCCAGCGGCGCCGCCGGCUCGAGUAGGGCGGAAGCAGCGAAAACAGAAGGGGCCGGAGGCGGCGGCGCGGUUGCCGACGGUGACGCCGCUUUCCAAGUGCAAGCUGCGGCUGCUAAAGCUGGAGCGCAUAAAGGACUACCUUUUGAUGGAGGAGGAGUUCGUGGCUAACCAGGAGAGGCUGAAGCCGCAGGAGGAGAAGGCCGAGGAAGACAGAUCCAAGGUCGAUGAUCUCAGGGGUUCCCCUAUGAGUGUUGGCAACCUCGAGGAACUCAUCGACGAGAAUCACGCCAUUGUUUCGUCCUCGGUGGGUCCUGAGUACUACGUUGGUAUCUUGUCUUUCGUCGAUAAGGAUCAGCUCGAGCCUGGAUGUGCAAUUCUGAUGCAUAACAAGGUUCUCUCUGUCGUUGGGCUUCUUCAAGAUGAAGUUGAUCCUAUGGUAUCUGUCAUGAAGGUUGAGAAGGCACCUUUGGAAUCAUAUGCUGACAUUGGUGGUUUAGAUGCCCAGAUACAGGAAAUUAAAGAAGCAGUUGAGCUUCCACUGACGCAUCCUGAACUGUAUGAAGACAUUGGUAUCAAGCCUCCUAAGGGAGUCAUUUUAUAUGGAGAACCUGGAACCGGGAAGACAUUACUUGCAAAGGCCGUGGCAAACUCAACAUCAGCAACCUUCUUACGUGUUGUUGGUAGUGAAUUAAUACAAAAAUACUUGGGAGAUGGUCCAAAACUUGUAAGGGAACUUUUCCGGGUUGCUGAUGAUCUUUCCCCAUCUAUUGUUUUCAUUGAUGAAAUUGAUGCUGUUGGUACGAAGAGGUAUGAUGCCCACUCAGGUGGAGAACGUGAGAUUCAGAGGACUAUGUUGGAGUUGCUGAACCAGUUAGAUGGUUUUGAUUCAAGAGGAGAUGUGAAAGUGAUUCUUGCAACCAACAGAAUUGAAAGCCUUGAUCCAGCCCUGCUGCGGCCUGGUCGAAUAGACAGGAAGAUUGAGUUUCCUCUCCCUGAUAUCAAAACAAGAAGACGCAUUUUCCAGAUUCACACAUCAAGGAUGACAUUAGCUGAUGAUGUCAACUUAGAAGAAUUUGUUAUGACUAAGGAUGAGUUCUCUGGAGCUGAUAUAAAAGCUAUAUGUACUGAAGCUGGCUUACUUGCAUUACGGGAACGACGAAUGAAGGUGACGCAUGCCGACUUCAAGAAGGCUAAGGAUAAAGUUAUGUUUAAGAAGAAAGAAGGGGUGCCAGAAGGACUCUAUAUGUGAAUCAUCUUUAUCAUAUACCCCGGCCUUCUCUAUUAUGGUCCUUUUCUGCUGUGAACGAUUGUUUUUUUUGUUUGAGUUAUCAUGGGAUUUAAUCUCACCGAACUAUAGUCUCACGUAUAGUUUUCUUUUAUUUAAAACAAAUGGGAAAAUUUCCUGCCAUUUCUUCCUCGUUAAUGUAUGUUUUUCUGUCAAUUA
Molecule: messenger RNA, 1581 nt
Organism: Vigna radiata var. radiata (mung bean)
Lineage: Eukaryota; Viridiplantae; Streptophyta; Magnoliopsida; Fabales; Fabaceae
Product: 26S proteasome regulatory subunit 4 homolog A
Exons: 6
Coding region: 46-1386 (446 amino acids)
Biological process (GO): proteasome-mediated ubiquitin-dependent protein catabolic process
Cellular component (GO): proteasome regulatory particle, base subcomplex
Molecular function (GO): proteasome-activating activity; ATP hydrolysis activity; ATP binding
Source: RefSeq, a predicted model, not a curated record